CUUGAUCAACAUAUACACCACCCAUCGCAUCAAAAUGUCCACAGUAACGAAAAAGACAAAGAUGUCUGACUUGGUCAACUACAGGUUGAAAAUCCUCUCCAUAGACAACAGAUACUUCGUGGGCACGCUCUUGGCAUUCGACACCCACAUGAACUUGGUGUUGGCAGACACCGAAGAGUCCAGAAUAACCAACAAGUCGUUGCAAGCGUUGAAAGACUCCAGCAACACCUCCAAGCCUGUGUAUGACAAACGGUCGCUCGGAUUGAUUGUGUUGAGAGGCGAGCAGAUCGUCAGUUUAAGCAUCGAGAGCCCUCCAGCUGUGGAUCCCAAAAAGAGAUUGGGGUUGGAGAAGGGUAAGGGCAUAAGCAAGCCCUUGAAAACUCCAGUGAGCGUGAAGGCGAAGAGCUUGCAGGGACCCACGCUCAAGAACGGCAGAAAAGUAUGAGCUUGAUGUGAUGAUGGUGGUAGUUGAUGUGUUAAUAAUGACUGGGUCAAGAACAUGGUUUGGACGGAGUCUUUAGGUAUUCCUCGCCCGGUGCCCGAUAAGAACAUGAAGAAAACCUGGGUAAUUUCCUUGAAGUUUAAUUCACAGUGUAGUAUAGAUCAAUAAACAGUAGAUACGCAAGCGUAAACCAG
Molecule: messenger RNA, 636 nt
Organism: Suhomyces tanzawaensis NRRL Y-17324
Lineage: Eukaryota; Fungi; Ascomycota; Pichiomycetes; Serinales; Debaryomycetaceae
Product: mRNA splicing protein
Exons: 2
Coding region: 35-445 (136 amino acids)
Biological process (GO): mRNA splicing, via spliceosome
Cellular component (GO): U1 snRNP; U2-type prespliceosome; U2 snRNP
Molecular function (GO): RNA binding
Source: RefSeq, a predicted model, not a curated record